Molecule: messenger RNA, 2412 nt
Organism: Anguilla anguilla (European eel)
Lineage: Eukaryota; Metazoa; Chordata; Actinopteri; Anguilliformes; Anguillidae
Product: iroquois-class homeodomain protein IRX-6-like
Exons: 7
Coding region: 395-1852 (485 amino acids)
Biological process (GO): neuron differentiation; regulation of transcription by RNA polymerase II; cell development
Cellular component (GO): nucleus
Molecular function (GO): DNA-binding transcription factor activity, RNA polymerase II-specific; RNA polymerase II cis-regulatory region sequence-specific DNA binding
Source: RefSeq, a predicted model, not a curated record
CUGCUGUUACGGGAUUACAAUGACGUCACAUUGAUAACCUUGCAUGGAUGAAUGCUAAAGAACUAUAGAGGCACAAAUAAUAGCACAAGCAGAGUCCAUAUCUUGUAAGUCUUACUUUAUGCUUUAAGCCCUCUUCAGCUAUAGAGCAAUAAUAUUUUUAUUUUUUAUUUUUUUGAUGAAGAUUUAUUUUAUUUUUGUUAUCGUUUUCUUUUAAGGAUUAUAAAAAAUGUUACUAGCUGCUGUAAACAGCUCAAAGUCUCUUCUAAGUGCAGUCAUUUAUUAUUGAGCAAAAGGCCGUACGUAGAAAUGUGUGUAAGAAGAUGCAUUUGAUGCAGCUUUAGUUACAAUCGGCCAGGGGAAUAUUUCUGAUGGUAAGAAAAGAAGCAGCUACAGCAUGUCUUUCUCACAGUUUGGAUGUCCUUAUAACGGAACUUCACAGUUAUUCGUGUCGGCAAACCCCAGUACGACUUGCUGCGAUUCGAUUUCCAGGUCGGUGUCUGAGUCCAGCGGUUCCCAGGCUCCUGCAUCAUUCUACCGCCCUUCUUAUGAGAACCGUCUGCUGGCGAGUACGCGCACGGAGUUGAAUGCGGCUUCUCUCGGGAUGUACGGUUCUCCAUACGCAGCAGCGGCCGCCGCCAGCCAGAAUUACGCCAACUACUUCUCUUACAGCACCGAAGCCUCAUCUCUCUAUUCCACGCUGAACCCACAGUACGAUAUCAAGGAUGGCGCAGGCGGAUUGCAUUCUGGAAUCACACAAACAGCAGCCUAUUAUCCCUACGAGCAUUCUCUGGGGCAAUAUCAAUACGACAGGUAUGGGACUAUGGAUUUUAAUGGGUCAACCAGGCGAAAAAAUGCCACCCGGGAGACUACCAGCACUCUAAAGACAUGGCUUUAUGAGCACAGGAAAAAUCCGUACCCGACAAAGGGGGAGAAAAUCAUGCUGGCCAUCAUCACCAAAAUGACCCUCACCCAGGUGUCCACCUGGUUUGCAAAUGCGCGGAGAAGGCUAAAGAAGGAGAACAAGAUGACCUGGACCCCAAAAAACAAAGCAGGGGAUGAAAGGAAAGAUAAAAAUGAGAAAAGUGACCCGGAUUACAUCAACAAAGAUACCAAAGACUACAAGGAGGAGAAGGACCUUCAGCUGAGUGACCUGGACGAUAUGGAUGAUGAGGACUGCGACAAGGCGAACAGCGACUGCGAGAAUGUCUCUCGGGAGGAGCUGGGCCUCCAGCAAGCCAUGGCAGUGGAGCUCCUGAAGAGAGACUGCAUUGGUGCCUUGUCCCUCCCCAGCAGCUUUCACGCAUUCGCAUGCAGCAACAAGAACACGUCGACGCUGCCGUCCGAGUUCCCGGGCCCUGCCGCGUCCAAGUCUUCGCCGCCCGCGCCGACGGGCACCUCUGCGGCUCUGUCGCACUUCGACGUGCCAGGAAAGCCCAGAAUCUGGUCGCUGGCACACACGGCAGUACUAGACCCCCGCCCCGGCAGCCAGUUAAGUACCGGGAACGUCGGCCUGGACUGCCAGUUGUCAGCUGUGAAAGUUAACAUGACUGGGCGUGGACAGUGCGGCGGGUUGGGGAGCCCUGGAACAACAAGCCUGUCCAGCGUGGAAGCCUCUUUCCAAACGGGCAUGCAAGCUCAAAACAAAGUCUACGGCGCUUCCGGCUUUACCCACAAGCCUCUGCAUCUGCACUGCUCGUCUUACCCCGUGAUUUCCGACGCAUGCCAGUAUUCAUCCGUUGAAGGAUUUUCAGAUGGUAGAAAGUCUGAGGCGGAAUCCUCAGCGCUCAGUGACACGUGUCUUGCGCUGCAAGAAGACAAGCUCUCGGCCUUCAGACCAGGGAUGAAGAGGUGAAGCAGGUUGACCGGAGCGCAGCCAAUAAACACUGAGCCAUUUAUAUAACUUUAAUUAUGCACUGAGGGCCUGAUAUAAAGACAAGCGAUCCAAACCAUCAUCUAUGAACCGGCCAGUGUUUAAACGACAGGCUAAAACAGACGUUUGCCGGAAACUGUGGAUACAGCCAUCGUUUUGCACUAUAUUGUUUUAAUGAUAAUGGUGACUGUAUGCAAUGCCACGUUAGGCGAACUGGAAUGAACUUCGUAUGUAUGCACUGGGCAAUCGUUGUAUAGCAAAUUUAUUUAUUGUUGUUUAUUUAUUGCUUGUUGUAUUAUCAGUUUAUUUGUUUAACAUAUCGCGAACCGUAUGACCUAAUACUUUGCUUUGUUUUACGUCUGUGUCCGUUUGCAAAACAGAACAUGUUAGUUCCAUUGUGGGGAGCUUGUUAUAGGGCCAUUUGUUUGCAGCAUAUGGAGAACAGAUCACACGCAAUAUAUUGUGUAACUUCAGAAACACUGUUCAGAAAAAAAAAAAUCAUUUUUUCAUGAUUGUUAUAUUUUCUAAGAAUGCAUUUCCAA